AUGACAGAGAACGGCAAAGAUGACACGCGAUCCCCCUCGGUGGAUCACAGCGCCGGCGACCAGGAAUCCGGUGAUAUAGCUGAACAGAAUGGGUCGACCGAAUCGAAGACUAACUCGAACAACGGCGAAAAUGGAACGACGCAAGAUGCGCAAAAGCCCGCUUCGAAUAAUCCCAAGGACCCGUCGAGGCCGCGACGGAAGAAGGCAAGGCGAGCUUGCUUUGCUUGUCAACGGGCUCAUCUGACUUGCGGUGACGAACGGCCUUGUCAACGCUGCAUCAAACGGGGGCUGCAGGAUGCCUGCCAUGACGGAGUCCGGAAGAAAGCCAAAUAUCUCCAUGAUGCGCCAGACGGUGCGCUCAUGCCGGGCGUGGGUGCGAAUUUCUACAAUCAAGCCAAUGCGAUGCGCAACAACAAAAACCCACCUUUCCCUCAGAACGGCACCAAUGCGACUAAAGCUGAAUCUAACCCCGGCAACAACUUCUAUGCCUCGUCGCAACCGUCCUCCUUCGCCUUCGACCAGAACAAGACUUCAAAUCAGAUCCUGUCGGAGAAUACGAUAAGCCAAAGCGCGUUCAACACCCAGUCGCCCGUGUCGCCCACAUUCAGCAUGACGACGACCUCUGCCAUGCCCUCUACGAUGACCCAGCAAACAUCUGUGACCGACCCGUCGAUAGGCACUGCUCCGUCGCAGAGUCCGUUCGGGGGCGCGUUCUUCGAUCCCAGCGAUCCCGCAUUGUUUAACUUUGAUCUGGCCAGCAUGAACUUUGGAAAUCGGUACGGCGCCCUUGAAUUUGGCAUGCUUGGACACAUGGCUACUGGAGCUGGGGAUACGCCGCCCAGCGACACGGCGACCCAGCGCGGGUCCGUCGGACGCAGCGGUUCUCAGCAGUUUUCCACUCCGGCGCCCGGUUCUGGGUUUGGUGAGAGUCCGAGCAAUCAACAAUCGUUCAUGUUCGGAGAUACGAUGCUGAACGACUGGUCGAACGGGCAAAUCGGCAACCUUUACGGGACAUCUGGUCAGGGCAACCUGGUUUCCGGACAGCUGCUGAAACAGGAUGCGCCGCACGCGUUUGCCAUCGGAAGCGGUUCAGGCAGUCUCACGAGCCCGCCGUCAACGACCAGCCCGCAGAUGACGACGACAACAACGACAACGACAACGAACUACGACGAUUCGGCCAACAAAUCGAAGCCGGUUAUCUCCACCCCGCAUUUGCGGCAUCAGAGCUUGUAUUCGGCCGUUAAGCGGCGCGACCGCGAUCCGUCUUCCAUCUACGAAAGUGUCAAGGAGCCUUACUCGUAUACCAACGGUUUCCACAAACUGAUCGCUUUCAUCCAACGACGGUUCUGCCCCAGAAGACGUUGCGGAUUGCCAAGGCGCUGGCCUCGAUUCCGAACGCUGUGGGAAUACGAGGACUUUAUCAAUGCUUGCGGCACGCCGACCAUUGUCUGCCGGCGCACCGGGGAGGUGGCUGCCGUGGGGAAGGAAUUCAGUAUUCUCACUGGAUGGAAGAAAGAGGUGCUUCUGGGGAAGGCGCCCAAUCUGAACGUCAACACAGGGGGGGAUUCCUCGGGCACUUCAUCCCGGGGCAGUUUCACUCCGCGGGAUAAUGCGCCAUCGGGAACGACACAGCCGGUGUUCUUGGCCGAACUGCUCGACGACGACAGCGUGAUCGAGUUCUACGAGGACUUUGCGCGGCUCGCGUUUGGCGAUUCGCGGGGCAGCGUGAUGAAUACAUGCAAGCUGCUGAAAUACAAGACCAAGGAGGACAUGGAGCUGGUCAAGUCGGACGACGGGCGAUGGAACACGCAUGUGGGGAAGGGGGGUAUAGCAGGCGAGGCGGGCAUGAACCGGCUGGGGUUUAAAGAUGGCAAGGUGGAGUGCAGUUACUGCUGGACAGUCAAGCGGGACGUAUUCGACAUUCCGAUGUUGAUAGUAAUGAACUUCCUGCCACAUAUUUGA
Molecule: messenger RNA, 1962 nt
Organism: Rasamsonia emersonii CBS 393.64
Lineage: Eukaryota; Fungi; Ascomycota; Eurotiomycetes; Eurotiales; Trichocomaceae
Product: Transcription activator of gluconeogenesis acuK
Exons: 4
Coding region: 1-1962 (653 amino acids)
Biological process (GO): regulation of DNA-templated transcription; cellular response to starvation
Cellular component (GO): nucleus
Molecular function (GO): RNA polymerase II transcription regulatory region sequence-specific DNA binding; DNA-binding transcription factor activity, RNA polymerase II-specific; zinc ion binding
Source: RefSeq, a predicted model, not a curated record